This is a messenger RNA of Odocoileus virginianus texanus, 948 nucleotides long. The record is from RefSeq and is a predicted model, not a curated record. NCBI's taxonomy places the organism in Eukaryota, Metazoa, Chordata, Mammalia, Artiodactyla, Cervidae.
AUGGGCCUGAGCUCUCAGUCCUGGAGUGAAGGAGCCGCGCCCACUCCUUUCGGCCAAUUGCCCCCCGCGGGGAGACCACUAUUUGAAUAUCCCCGCCCGCGGCGGGACACCACCCUGCGAUUGGCCGGCCGCGCCCUGCCCCACGCCGUCCUCAAGCCUGGAGCGCAGCUCAAAUGCCCGCAGUGUGGCCGCAGCAGUGUGCCAGAGCGGUCCGGACGUCGUGGAUCUGAGGCUCCUGGGGCGCUGGGCUCUCGUCACGGGGCCGGGCUCGGGCACGGCCCUGUCAAGGCGCUACACUCGACGGGCGCGCGAGUGGUGGCCGUGAGCCGAACCCAGGCCGACCUGGACAGCCUGGUCCGCGAGUGUCCCGGGGUGGAGACCGUGUGCGUGGACCUGGCUGACUGGGAGGCCACGGAGCAGGCACUGGGAGGUGUUGGCCCUGUGGACCUGCUGGUGAACAAUGCAGCUGUGGCGUUUUUGCAGCCCUUCCUGGAGGUCACCAAGGAGGCAUAUGACAUGUCUUUCAAUGUGAACCUUCGGGCGGUCAUCCAGGUGUCCCAGAUUGUGGCCCGAGGCCUGAUAGCUCGGGGAGCCCCAGGGGUCAUCGUGAAUGUUUCUAGCCAGGCCUCCCAACGGGGACUGACUGGCCACAGUGUCUACUGCUCCACCAAGGGUGCCUUGGACAUACUGACCAAAGUGAUGGCGGUGGAGCUCGGGCCACACAAGAUCCGUGUGAAUGCAGUCAACCCCACGGUGGUGAUGACACCCAUGGGCCAGGCCGCCUGGAGUGACCCUCAGAAGGCCAAGGCCAUGCUGGACCGCAUCCCCCUUGGCAGGUUUGCUGAGGUGGAGAACGUGGUGGACACCAUCCUCUUCCUGCUCAGUGACCGCAGCAGCAUGAUCACAGGCUCCACUGUGCCGGUGGAUGGGGGCUUCCUGGCUACCUAA